This is a messenger RNA of Rhincodon typus (whale shark), 366 nucleotides long. RefSeq names its product gastrula zinc finger protein XlCGF71.1-like. The transcript has a single exon. Gene Ontology annotation, molecular function: RNA polymerase II cis-regulatory region sequence-specific DNA binding; DNA-binding transcription factor activity, RNA polymerase II-specific. Gene Ontology annotation, biological process: regulation of transcription by RNA polymerase II. The record is from RefSeq and is a predicted model, not a curated record. Gene Ontology annotation, cellular component: nucleus. Bases 1 to 366 code for a protein of 121 amino acids. NCBI's taxonomy places the organism in Eukaryota, Metazoa, Chordata, Chondrichthyes, Orectolobiformes, Rhincodontidae.
AUGACAUCUUCAAAUCUCCUUAGACACCACAGGAAUCACACAGGCAAGAAACCCUUCAAGUGUGAGGUACAUGAGAUGACAUUUGCCCAACUGUCCAAUCUCCUCAGGCACCAGAGGAUUCACACAAGGAAGAAACAGUUCACGUGCAAGGUAUGUAACAAACCCUUCACGAGUUCAACAUUGUUCCUGAUACACCAGAGGAUUCACACAGGGGAGAAACCUUUUGGAUGUGAGAUUUGUGAGAAAGCUUUCAUCCGCUCCUCUGAUCUCAUGAAACACCGGAUGACUCACACAGCCAAGAAACCCUUUAAGUAUGAGGCAUGUGACCGAGCCUUCACACAAUUACUGACACUCGUGAAACACUGA